This is a messenger RNA of Phragmites australis (common reed), 1606 nucleotides long. Its product is annotated as prohibitin-2, mitochondrial-like. Lineage: Eukaryota; Viridiplantae; Streptophyta; Magnoliopsida; Poales; Poaceae. Gene Ontology annotation, biological process: mitochondrion organization. The coding region runs from base 154 to 1023 and encodes 289 amino acids. The record is from RefSeq and is a predicted model, not a curated record. The transcript is spliced from 5 exons. Gene Ontology annotation, cellular component: membrane; mitochondrion.
UAGUCCACCCUCUUCUCCCACUCCCCACUUCCGCCUCAACAAAUCCCCCAACAAAACCCUAGCCGCCGUCCCCACAGGUCCCCCCCCCACUCCUCCUCCUCACCCCUUCCACCACCUGCUCGGUCUCCGGCGAUCCCAAGAGGCACGGCGACGAUGAACGUGAAGGGCGGCGGACGGAUUCCGGUCCCUCCGGCGGGGGCCGGCACGCUGGUGAAGGUGGCGGUGUUUGGCGGCGCCGCCGUGUACGCCGCCGUGAACAGCCUCUACAACGUCGAGGGCGGGCACCGUGCCAUCGUCUUCAACCGCAUCCAGGGCAUCAAGGACAAGGUAUACCCUGAAGGGACUCACUUUAUGAUCCCAUUGUUUGAACGGCCAAUCAUUUACGAUGUCCGUGCUCGCCCGAAUCUUGUUGAGAGUACUUCUGGAAGCAGGGAUCUUCAGAUGGUGAAAAUCGGUCUCCGUGUCCUCACAAGGCCUAUGCCCGAGAGGCUACCAACUAUCUACAGGACUCUGGGGGAAAACUUCAAUGAGAGAGUUUUGCCUUCGAUCAUUCAUGAAACACUGAAAGCUGUUGUCGCUCAGUACAAUGCUAGUCAGCUAAUCACACAGAGAGAGACUGUGAGUAGGGAGAUUAGGAAGAUACUGACUGAGAGGGCUAGAUACUUCAACAUUGCCCUUGAUGACGUUUCCAUUACAAGCCUGAGCUUUGGGAAGGAGUUUACUCAUGCCAUUGAAGCCAAACAGGUUGCUGCACAAGAAGCUGAGCGUGCAAAGUUCAUUGUUGAGAAAGCUGAGCAAGAUAAGAGGAGUGCUAUUAUCAGGGCACAGGGUGAGGCUAAGAGUGCAGAACUUAUUGGUCAAGCCAUCGCAAACAACCCUGCUUUCCUUGCCCUCAGGCAGAUAGAAGCUGCGAGGGAGAUCUCUCAUACAAUUUCGUCCUCAGCCAACAAGGUCUUCCUUGACUCCAACGACCUGUUGCUGAACCUCCAGCAGCUGUCGGUGUUGAACAAGCAGAAGAAAUGAUGUCCUAUUGCCUUGUUCCGAGUUGAUAGUGGAUGUCACAGUACCAGACGUCACGAGGAAUGCUCGGUUUUGAGCACCUGGCAAACAUCCUGGGAAGCAAACUGGCUGGUCUUAUUGGACCAUGCCAGUCCUCGAGGAAGUACAAUAAGGAACGCAUUAUGUUUUAAGAUCUCAAUUUGUGAUGAUUGCUAGAUUUCUGUUCCUUUUGGGAUUAGCCGGUGCUGCUGGAUUUUCUGCUGGUAGGCUUUGUGAAACAUAAUUUCUUGCUUCCCGAAGCUAGCCUACAGCGUCUUGGUGGCAUGGCAAGCUUUUGUUGAGAAAUGAACAGCAACUGCAGGACUGACUGCUGCUGCUGAACGGGCUCCAUGGCAGGAAAGGAGUUCACGACUUGAUGUGAGAUCAGCGGGCAUCAGGAGACUUACGAGUAUUAGAUAAAUAGUUAGCAUCACUAUAUUCAACUAUAGUCAUGUCUUGAGUCAUAGCUAGCAUCACAUUCAACUAUAGUCAUGUCUUAGUCUUCUGACAGAAUAAAUAAGAUCUUUUGUACUUUGAAAAUAUUUGAGUAUAUUCGUUACUCCUGUUA